Amphimedon queenslandica is the source of this 1093-nucleotide messenger RNA. Its product is annotated as transcriptional adapter 2-alpha-like. Gene Ontology annotation, molecular function: chromatin binding; protein binding; transcription coactivator activity. NCBI's taxonomy places the organism in Eukaryota, Metazoa, Porifera, Demospongiae, Haplosclerida, Niphatidae. The record is from RefSeq and is a predicted model, not a curated record. The transcript is spliced from 2 exons. Gene Ontology annotation, biological process: regulation of transcription by RNA polymerase II; chromatin remodeling. Gene Ontology annotation, cellular component: SAGA-type complex; nucleus. Bases 72 to 356 code for a protein of 94 amino acids.
GUUGAACAUUUUUCUCCUUUUGCAGUGCUACUAUAUCAUGUACUAAUACUGAACUACAAGGACAACAAGCAAUGUCUAGUACUGAUAAAACAAAAUACUCAUUGACUCCAUUAAACAUUACAUACUCACCCAGUGUGGAGCAACUGGAUCAUGAAGAGAAACAAAUAUGUUCAGUCCAUCGUAUAUUACCUGAUGUAUAUUUACACUGUAAAGGAGUAAUGAUUGCUGAGAGUAGGAAAUGUGGAGGGAAGCUACGUCUGAUGGAUGCUAGGAAGUUGUGUCGUAUUGAUGUAAAUAAAACUAGAAAGAUAUAUAAUCAUCUUGUGUCUAAAGAACUUAUAAAAGCACCAUCUUGAUUUCAUCCACAUAAUUUUAUUUUAUUGAUCUGCAUACCUUUUUCCUAUUUAGAAUCCUUAGAGGUGCUCACUAGUCACUUCCGUUCAGUUGAUGAGUAUAAAUAACGAGGGAGGGCCGAAAUGUAGUCACUUUAGAAAUGCGGUUACUUUUAGUUUUGCUGGAAAGAGCAAAAGCUUUAAUGGAGCGAGUGGCAGCUCCCCCUCGAGCUCCAGUGCAGGAGACCACUAGAGGAGCAGCAACCUCACCCGCCGUUAUUGUUGCUGGAGACUAUCUCUGGUACAAGAGGGACCCGCCACCAGAUGCUCACCUUCAGUUCUUGGUGCAAUCUGAGCAAGAGACCAGCUACUGUUACAGAAAAUGUGAGAUGGUUAGUGCAAAGUGAACAGUUGUAAACUAAAUGAAUGCAUGGCCCGGGCUGCAUGUGACAAACAGCAACUAGCCUAUUAAACUUUGCUUUAUGAUAGCCUUAUUUUCAUUUUAGGUUGCAUAAAGGCUCAACACAGCAAAAUAUCCAAAAACUGUGUUGUCUAACUGCUUGAUCACUGGAAAGGCCACCAACUCUCACAUUACUUCACUGCACAAUAAUACUGUGACAUACACAUGCAAAAGCAAUGUGACAAUUAAUCACUCGAUAUGCACACACAAGUAAAUUUCUAGUUCUUUAAUUUGUAUCAAAUGUAUUAUGUAUUGUGUCUAUUUUUGUUUCCAAUAAUGUUGAUCAUUUCUCCAAAGAGAC